Molecule: messenger RNA, 3258 nt
Organism: Varanus komodoensis (Komodo dragon)
Lineage: Eukaryota; Metazoa; Chordata; Lepidosauria; Squamata; Varanidae
Gene: POLDIP3
Product: DNA polymerase delta interacting protein 3
Exons: 9
Coding region: 30-1337 (435 amino acids)
Biological process (GO): mRNA export from nucleus
Cellular component (GO): nucleus
Molecular function (GO): mRNA binding
Source: RefSeq, a predicted model, not a curated record
UAGCGUGAGACCGGAAGUAGUUGAGGCUCAUGUCCGGGCUUCGGUCGUUGCGACUGAUCUCCGGGCCUAGCGACAACAUGGCGGACCUGUCUCUGGACGAGCUGAUCAGGAAACGCGGCGUUAAUGUGAAUGGAAAAGGGAGACUGAACACCAGGCCAGUAUUUGGAGGUAUCAGAUCUCGCAUUGGAGUCCAACAAACUUUUCUAAGCAGGCCAACACCAAGUGUUGGCUUCCAGCGGACAUUUGAUGCACGUCAAAAGAUUGGCCUUACUGAUGCCCGACACAAAAUUGGCGUGAAAGAUGCCCGGGAGAAACUGCUUCAGAAAGAUGCUAGGUUUAAAAUCAAAGGGAAAGUGCAGGAUGCACGGGAGAUGCUGAAUUCCCGAAAGCAGCAAAGUGUCGAAAAGGUAACCAAAGUUGUUGAUGCCAGAGAGAAAAUUAGUUUGAAAAGGAGCGCCCCAGCUACAACCACAGUGAACACUGUUGUGGAAACUGCAGUUCCUGCCAUGAAGAUCACAAAAACAAUUCAGCAGAAGACUACAACUUCAUCACAUACUCACCCUGCAGGUAUGAAGGUCAACAUUGUAAAUAAUCACACACACAAACAGUGCCUGUAUGAUGCAGAAGAUGAUGAUGAAACUGUUUCUCCCCUUCCUAACAAACAGAUGAAGAUUACCACCACAAAUAGUUUUCUGCAAAGUGCGGCUGGGCUCAGUGGCAACAAGUUCUCUUUAUCAAAGACAGUUCCCCUCACAAAAGUGGUCCAGAAUGAUGCCUAUACAGCACCCCCAGCUCCACCCUCCCCUAUCCGGACAAAGGCCCUAACAAACAUGUCCCGAACUCUGGUGACCAAGGAAGAGCCUCCUAAAGAGCCAGCACCAGUUGAGUUGGCUUUCAGCCCAUUAGAAGGUACUAAGAUGACUGUGAAUAAUUUGCAUCCUCGAGUUACAGAGGAGGACAUUGUUGAGUUGUUCUGUGUGUGUGGUGCCCUGAAGCGUGCCCGUCUAGUACAUCCUGGAAUGGCUGAAGUGGUGUUUGUGAAAAAGGAAGAUGCUAUCACUGCAUAUAAGAAAUAUAACAACAGAUGCCUCGACGGCCAACCAAUGAAAUGUAAUCUUCAUUUAAAUGGAAAUAUCAUCACAUCAGACCAACCCAUCUUACUUCGACUGAGUGACACCCCUUCAGUGAGGAAGGAAGGUGAACCACGUCGAACAAGCACAGGAGCUUCAUCAAAUCCACAAGCCGAAGUGGAUCCUGAUACUAUCUUGAAGGCUCUUUUCAAAUCCUCGGGUACCUCCACCUCUGUGCAGCCUACAGAGUUCAAAAUCAAACUUUGAGAAGUGGAGGCAAAGAGUGGACUGGAAAAUUUGUUGAGUGUGGGAAAUGGGGAGACAAGUACGGAGACACAAAUUGUGUUUGACCGUACUGAAAUCUUUGUUUUUCUACAAUUACUACCUUCCUGUACAGUAGUGUUCUCCCUAAUGUGUGUUCUGUUUUCAUAGUUGGAGUUUUUGUCCGCAUAUUUCUAAUGGAAUAAUCUUCCCUUCCUCCAGUGAGAUAUGUAUUGCCAAGCUUAGACCAUGUAACUCCUUCCUUUGCCCCCACCAGUCAACCCCCAGGCAGUAUCUAGGUGGUAAAACCUGAGAAAGGGUGUGAAAAGUAUCUUUUAGGGCUUUCAUCCUUUGAAUAAGAGAGUCCCUUUUGCUUUUUACUGAUGAUAAACUACAUUUCAUUUCAAUGCAACUACAUCUGGGGCUUAGGCCAGGUAUAAUACUCUAUCCCCGUGCAUUUGAUAAGGCUAGCUGUUCUAACAUUCUAAAAUUAGUGAAGGAGAAGCCACAAAUAUUGUUCAUCUAGUAGCUGAUGGAAAGGAUGGUAAAGGCAAUGGGAAUAUGUACAGGUAUAGGAAUAUAGUAUAUCCUAUACUUUAUCUCUUUCAUUAUACCAUGGUGAUAAAUUGCUAGUGUAUUGCUGAGGAAUUGGCCCUAGCAGUGGUAUGAACUUGAGUCCAGCUUGUUUCACAGAUGCAUGCUCUCUCCAUGAGAAUGCAUGGGCUUUGUCUGGACAACUAUACAAUGUUUCUCUUCAUUUUCUAGCAUCUAUAUUAUGCUGAUCCCUAGCCUUUUACAAUGAAAUUGUAUAUUAGGGAGGAAAACAUUUCUAGUUUCUCCCAGUUUUAUUUAAUAGAAAGGAGGGCAAACUACCACUCUCACAUGGUGUUUUACAAGCAUUUAAGUGAGCAGAGGCCCUUGGUUUGCCAGUCUUCAUAAAACUGCAAUCACGUCUAUGUUAUGCUGCACCUGGACCUUACUGAGCAAUAGUGGCACCACAGCAGAUUACAUUGAUGGACCUGUUGGAGCUAUUCCAACAGCAUCUCUCACAGUUUUCCUCUAUGACCUUCCCUCAUCCUUCAACAAAGGUUACUUACUGUAGUUGGAGGUUGGUCUAGACACAAAUAAUACGACAGACAAACCCCACCAUCUGCUUUUAAGAAAUUAUCAAUAGCAAUAGCUUCACCUUUCAGCUCUGAACUGUGCUUGGGCAAAAUGCUGCUGCCAUGCAGCCGUGUUGCAUAUUUUUCUGUACUGAAAAGUGGUGAAUAGCUUUGUGUUGAUACAGAGGGGCAUCUACAUACCAGAACAGAAAGGGAGGUGGGAAACACAAGGGGGUUCCUCUAGAAAAGCUGGGAUGAUGCAGUUGUCCAUGUUGAACUUUCUUUGACAGGCCCAUCUUUGCUUAGAAACAAAGACCACCCUUUUGCUAGCACCAUGUUAACCCAGUGGUGAAAAUGGAAAACUGGCAGUUGUAGUUACUUGAUACUAAAUCAAAAGACUGACAGCUCCGGACUGUGCUUGAGGGCUUCAGUUUUUAUUCUUUCAGCUGUAAGAUAUAAGCAAUUCUGUAAAAUCUUGUAGAAACUUCUGUUCAAUUGAUUCUACUUUCCUGUUUUUCAUUUUGUAACAUCUCUUAGUUUGAUCUAGGAUGGUCACACCAGUUACGCCAUGCUGUAACCCUUCCCAACUCAGAAGGAGUUCUAUUCCUGGUGGGAGUUGUUAAUCUGGAUUACAAAUUCCGGACUGAUCAUAAUUUCACCAUUACUGGGAAAAUGUGGUUGUGAACUGCAGAUACUUUUUUGUGUGCAGAACUGCUACUCCCUGUACCCAUGUUUCAUUAGCAGCAGUGGUUGGUUACAGGGGAAGGGAAGGUUGGGGCUGGAGGACACUAUGUAUGUUUCUGAAUAAACAUUUGUUAUACUGA